GCACCACAAACCGCCACAAUGUCCACAAUCAUCACUUCGAUCAUUUUACUCGUUUUGAGCGAAUCUUUAGUUUCAGGAUGUCUCAUUACCAACUGUCCUCGCGGCGGCAAACGGAGCAAGUUUGCCAUAAGUGAAAACGCCGUCAAACCGUGUGUGAGUUGCGGUCCCGGCCAAAGCGGGCAAUGUUUCGGCCCCAGCAUUUGCUGCGGACCUUUCGGGUGUCUUGUGGGAACCCCCGAGACGCUGCGUUGCCAACGUGAGGGCUUUUUCCACGAACGCGAGCCCUGCAUUGCCGGCAGCGCCCCCUGCAGGAAAAACACAGGGCGGUGCGCUUUCGACGGGAUUUGUUGCAGUCAAGACUCUUGCCAUGCGGAUAAAAGCUGUGCCAGUGACGAUAAAAGUCCGAUAGAUUUGUACACUCUCAUUAAUUACCAAGCUGAGUUGGCUGGUGAUAAAUAAAAAAAUCAAUAAUUAAGCUUAUUUCGCAAGUCAUGACAAAUUAAUGUCUUGUUAUUUAAGUGUGUGAAGAACUUUUGAGCAAUUGUCAAUAAAGCGGUAUCAGU
Molecule: messenger RNA, 563 nt
Organism: Tribolium castaneum (red flour beetle)
Lineage: Eukaryota; Metazoa; Arthropoda; Insecta; Coleoptera; Tenebrionidae
Gene: IT
Product: oxytocin/vasopressin-like peptide
Cellular component (GO): secretory granule; extracellular region
Molecular function (GO): neurohypophyseal hormone activity
Source: RefSeq, marked provisional